AUGAACCCACCCAAACGCCCAGCAGCACAGCUCCUCGCAUCCCUGGUCGAAACUCUCUCCCGGUCGACGACAGCUGCUCCUACACAACGUGGCAUCUUCCAAUGUCAUUCUGUCAGGCUUUCUAGACGUGGGAACCACGCCUCCUCCUGCCGCAUCGCGACGCCGCCUAUGAAAUGCCGAACCUUCACUACCUCGUCUCCUCUCCGCCAACAACAUAACAACCGCGUUUUCAACCCCUUCCGUACACCGUCGCAGUUUCACGACUCCUUACGUCUCUGCUCGGCCAACAACACGCUUCUGCUCGCCCUCUUCACCACGUCGACCUGCACGCCGUGUCGGGUGAUAACGCCAUUGCUCACGAGUCUCGUCGAGACGCGGCCGAGGGACGACCAGGCCGAUCGGUUCUCGGCGUUGGCAUUUGCAGAAGUCGAACUCGACAGCCCAGACAUGACCGAGGGGAGCAUGAUGGGCUUGGGCGUCGAGUGGGGCGUGACGAGUAUGCCCACUCUCAUGGGGUUUGGAGGGCGACGGGCGGAGAGAGUCACGGAUCGACUGACCGACACGAGAAUGUUGAGUGACACUAAGAGAAUGGCCGCGUGGGUGGACGAGCAGAUGCAGAAGGGGGAUCCGUCUGGAACGGGCGCUGGAGGUGGAGGAUUGUUGGGAAGGGUCUUUGGAGGAUGA
Exophiala spinifera is the source of this 684-nucleotide messenger RNA. RefSeq lists its product as uncharacterized. Bases 1 to 684 code for a protein of 227 amino acids. The record is from RefSeq and is a predicted model, not a curated record. Lineage: Eukaryota; Fungi; Ascomycota; Eurotiomycetes; Chaetothyriales; Herpotrichiellaceae. The transcript has a single exon.